AGUAUAGCGCAACCUACCUGGCCGAGCAGCGUGCACAGUUCACGGUGGUCUAGUUCUAGACGGGCUCGCUGUAUUUGUUUUUACACCGCUUGUUAGGCACAAAAAAAUCAAGCAGACGUAGUGAGGCCAACACAAAUCCCCUACAAAAAGACAAACCCACACGCGAGUGCGACCUUCUUGCUGUCACAUAGCGUUCGCGCAGCUCGUGCAGCUCUACCAUGGGACAAGCCGCGAGCGGGGGCCUCACGCAAGGAGACGUGGAUGAAGUCAUAGCUGCCUCUAAAGGCGUAUUCAACCAGGCUGAGAUAGAGGCGCUGUACAAGCGCUUCCGGGCGCUGGACCGGGGGCGCAAGGGCUACAUAUCCCCGGAGGAGUUCCUCAGUAUCCCCGAGCUGUCCAUCAACCCGCUGGCCCAGCGCCUGGUGCGCUCCGCCGAGUGCCCCAACUUCCGCGACUUUGUCAGGCUGGUGGCGCCCUUCAGCCCGCGCGCCUCGCGAGACGACCGCCUGGCCUUCAUCUUCCAGGUGUACGACGUGGACGGCGAUGGCUACAUCUCUCGGGAAGACAUGGCCAUGAUGCUCAAACAGCUGGCGGGCAGCAGCCUGGGAGAGGAGGACACACACGAAAUCAUCAGCCGCGUGCUAGCGCAGGUGGGCGCCGCCACCGGCUCUUCGCUGGAGCGGCUGGACCUACCCGCCUUCAGGCGCGCGCUGGCGGGCGCCGACCUGUCCAACAUGGUGGUGGAGGUGGGCGUGGACCUCUAGUGCAGCAGGAAUGGAGGCGGAAUGUAGCAGGAGGAGGAGGCUGUAGCAGCAGCAGGAGGCUGUAGCAGCAGCAGGAGCCUGUGGCAGGGGUGGCAGGCGGAGGUGGAGAUCGUGGCAGGGAUGGUCGCGCGUGUGGCAGCGUGUGUCGUGGAGAGAUUGCACCAGCCGGUGCUGUGUGUGGCGGGAUAAGCCAAGUGGCGGGAUAAGCCAAGUUCUUGUCAACACGGGUUCCAAAAGUAAGCCACGCAUGAGACGCGGGGUAUUGAGGCGCCCGCCGGCUGCCAGGCCACUGCUAGAUACCGGUACGGGUGGUUGGUACCGUAGUCAUUGCCAAAGCCCAGGGGGCAUUUGCCAUAGGAUACGUGCUGGCUGAAUUUCGGUGGGUGGGGGCGAUGGGGCAGGGUACAGGGGCAGUCCCAUAGCGUGCAGCGGGUUCCCCUAGACCUCGAAGUUAUAUUUGCAAUGCCAAGGCAGGAGGCAGGGGCGUGGCUGGUACAACGGCGGAGUUACUAGAGAAAUGUAAGCUAGUGUGGCGAGAGUUACUGUACGGUACCGAGACAUCGCUGACUUGCUGGCGGGAACAGGCGACGACAAGAACGUGCGACCAGCAGGUUGCUGCGUCCAGGCCUGGGCUUACGAUGUGCCGAGGGUCUGUGCGUCGAUGUCGCAUCGGGGGUCAGGGGGCGGUGUUGCGGUGUCUAGCGGUGUGUCGGCUGCACCAUCAAGAAUUCAAGAUCUCUUCGACAAUUGUCUGGUCGGCAAUGCACCCCGGGUCUGGGAACGUCGGGAGCUCGCCGGCCGUGGGGGGGUUGGGUGUCGGAUAGGCAUUACCGCAUCAGGUUAGGCGGGUGAAUGAGGUUGUAUGAAGCAUUGAUGGGGUGGUGGCGUGAUGAGCGGUGGGCGUGGAAUUGUCAUCAGGAGUUGAGCAGAAGGCGAGGAGAUCCCUGAUUGGCCAUUGUUGAGGACUUGAGGACAGCCACUGAGGGCAACAUGGCAUCGGCGCGUCGCUUGCUUCAAGUCCCCGUUUUGCGAAAACGCAGAGCGCAGCUGAGGGAAGCGUACGGGGACUGGGAUGGGGAGGGGUGGGGAAGAUGGGGGGUGGUGGGCGCGGCUGUCAAACGUGUGACCGUCCGUAGCAUCUAUCGCGCAGGAGUGCGUGAGUGUAGUCAGCUUGACGACAUGAUAAUGUAUGGCGUGAAGGGCCUUGCCGAAGGCAACUCCAAAGCCCUGCUCGGACGCGGACAUGUACCGCGUGGGCAUGCGAGCGAGCAAAGAAAGGAGCCGGCGCGGUUUGAAGGCGACAGGGGCACACCACAAGCCGCAUUGCCUACAGCGACUGUUUUCGGGAUGUGUGUGGGCGAAUAAACAAAGUGC
This is a messenger RNA of Chlamydomonas reinhardtii, 2138 nucleotides long. RefSeq lists its product as uncharacterized. Gene Ontology annotation, molecular function: calcium ion binding. The record is from RefSeq and is a predicted model, not a curated record. NCBI's taxonomy places the organism in Eukaryota, Viridiplantae, Chlorophyta, Chlorophyceae, Chlamydomonadales, Chlamydomonadaceae. The coding region runs from base 219 to 764 and encodes 181 amino acids. The transcript is spliced from 7 exons.